Molecule: messenger RNA, 3193 nt
Organism: Lontra canadensis (Northern American river otter)
Lineage: Eukaryota; Metazoa; Chordata; Mammalia; Carnivora; Mustelidae
Gene: METTL4
Product: methyltransferase like 4
Exons: 10
Coding region: 180-1595 (471 amino acids)
Cellular component (GO): nucleus; cytosol; RNA N6-methyladenosine methyltransferase complex
Molecular function (GO): site-specific DNA-methyltransferase (adenine-specific) activity; RNA methyltransferase activity; nucleic acid binding
Source: RefSeq, a predicted model, not a curated record
GCGUUUUUCAUGACCACUCUUUAAAGGGUUGCUUCUUUCCUGAUGCAAGUCUGGGAGACGUCGUGCAGUUUUUCUGACAGGGGAUGCGGUGAGAACACUCUCAUCUUUAAGAAUUGAGUGACUUCGUGACUUGGAGGAUGUGGACCUAGUGGCUGGAUUCAAGGACGAACAAGAAGAGAAUGUCAGUGGUGCAUCAGCUGUCUCCAGGAUGGUUAUUAGAUCAUCUUUCUUUCAUUAACAACAUAAACUACCAACUUCACCAACAUCAUGAGCCUUGUUUCAGUAAAAAUGGACCCACUUCAUCUGCCCACUUUGAUCCUCUUCAAAAGGAUUCUUUGAUGUCUUUGGGAGCCUCUGCUACAUUUAGUGCUUUUGACUCUACCACUAAGCCAGAUAAUGAUGCCAGAGGAAAUUGUAAAAUCGUCAUACAGAGAUACGUUUUUCGAUCUGAGCUAUUUAAUGUCACCAAACCUUAUAUAACCCCAACUGUUCACAAAGAAUGCCGACAAAGGAAUGAAAAGGAAGAUCCAAUGGAUGGUGUUGAAGAAGAAAACUGCAUUUCUAUUGGGAAGAAGCGUAAAAGAUGUGUCGUUUUCAAUCAAGGUGAAUUGGAUGCUAUGGAAUAUCAUACAAAGAUCAGGGGACUGAUUUUGGAUGGCUCUUCAGAGUUAAUCCAAGAAGGUCUCAAAAGUGGCUUUCUUCAUCCACUUUCUGAAAAAUGGGACAAGUGUAGUGAGCCCAUUACUUUACCACUUGAUACCUGCAAUUUGUCAGAAUUAUGUGCAAUGGCAAAGCAGUUGCCUUCUCUGAAUGAAAUGGAACUUCAGGUGUUACAAUUGAUGGAUGAAGAUAUGUCUGUUACAGAACAGGAUUUAUUUUCACGGGUUGUUGAAAACAACUCUAGCAUUACAAAAAUGAUUACUUUAAUGGGACAGAAAUACCUGGUGCCACCAAAAAGCAGUUUUCUUUUGUCUGACAUUUCUUGCAUGCAUCCACUUCUGAACUGUAAGAAAACAUAUGAUGUAAUUGUGAUAGAUCCACCAUGGCAGAACAAAUCAGUUAAAAGAAGUAACAGGUACAGCUAUUUAUCACCACUGCAAAUAAAGCAGAUACCUAUUCCUAAACUGGCGGCUCCAAACUGUCUUGUUAUUACCUGGGUGACCAAUAGACAGAAGCACCUACGUUUUGUAAAGGAAGAACUUUAUCCUUCUUGGUCUGUUGAGAUAGUUGCUGAGUGGCACUGGGUAAAAAUCACCAAUUCAGGAGAGUUUGUGUUCCCAUUAGAUUCUCCACACAAAAAGCCUUAUGAAGGUCUUAUACUGGGGAGAGUUCAUGAAAAAACUGCUGUACCAUUAAGGAAUGAAGAUGUAAAAGUACUUUCCAUUCCAGAUCACAAGUUAAUUGUCAGUGUGCCCUGUACUCUUCAUUCCCAUAAGCCACCUCUUGCUGAGGUUCUAAAAGACUAUGUCAAGCCACAUGGGGAAUAUUUGGAAUUGUUUGCUCGAAAUUUACAGCCAGGUUGGACUAGCUGGGGCAAUGAAGUUCUCAAAUUUCAACACGUGGAUUAUUUUGUUGCUCUGCAGUCUAGAAGCUGACUAUGAUCUUAAAGUUGUGAUUUUCUUCAGUUUUCCUUACCCCUUUUUCCCUCAUUCUAAUGGAUAUUUCGCUUUCUUACCAACCAGUAUGCUUAGAAAUGUAAAUAGUAUUUGGUUUCUGUGCAGAAGACCAGAAGUGACUAGUCUUUAUGUAAUUUUGAGAUGAAUUUACUUCAGUUGCACCAGUAUUCCCCAUUAUUCCAGGUUCACUGCAAAUAAAGAGGUAAGCAGUUAGAAAAAUGACAAGACUUUGUUAUCGAAAAAGUUCGGAAAGCAUGCACUGUGGACCAGAGGUCAUAAUUCUGUCAAUAGAUGUGUUUUAUUUGGCUCAUAUGGUGUUGUAAAAGAAAUUUGAACCAUCAUUCCGAAAAAUCGGGAAAUUUCACAUAAAGUGUAGAUUUUUGCUUUACUUUAAACAUCAGAAGCUCUGGCUGCACUGCAGUCUGUAUUCUUUCUGGGCAUGUCAGUAGGACCCAGUGGUUGCAGCUCACUUGGGAAGAGACAUGGGCUCUGCAGUUUACCACAGUAACACUUGCUCCGUGCCACUCGCUUGUGUUGUCUACUUGGCCUCUGUGCAACCCAAAUUUCUGACUUCUGGUAUACUGUUACAUUCUGGAAAAAUAUUGAGAGACCUACCAAGUACCUCAUCAUUGUACUGAGCUUAUCCUUUAUGGAGGGUUUUAAAUUGCAUUCAAGAUCACUCUUCAAGUACUUCUUAGUUUUGCUUGUUUUUUUAGAAGAUUUAAAAAGUAUUUCUUAUAAUAAUGUCAGAAGAUAACACUGCUUAUCAUUUGAAAGAUAUUUAUAUUAUUUACAGAUUUUCCAUAAAUAUUUUUUUACUAAAUAAAAUACUUUUUACUGAUAUUAUUUGAAAAGCAUGCUGAUUUAUUGUGUAUAAGCUUUUUAAAAAUUGAGAUACAAUUUCACAUAAACUUCUCCAAUUUUUACUAUAGGGUUCAAUGAGUUUAGAAAACGUAUGUAUGGUUGUCUGUCUACCACCAUAUUCAUGAUAUAGAACAUUUUCUUCACCUCCAGAAUUCAUGUGUCCAAUUAUAGUCAGUCUCUUCCUCCCACCCCUGGCCUUUGGUGAAGAAUGAUUUGUUUUCUAUUAUUAGUUUUGCUUUUUUAGAAUUUUAUAUAAACAAUCAUAGAAUAUGUAACUUAUUGUAUCUGGCUUCUUUCACUUAGCAUUUUGACAAAAGUAUUUAUAUAAUUUACAGCUUUUCUACAAAUAGUUAUCUGCUAAAUAAAAUGUUAGAUUGAAAUGGUUAUAUGACAGGGUUGCCAAUAUGUUUACUGAUUUUGCCAAUGAAAGAUGUUAUUUUUCAAGUUUGUUCAUUCUUUGAGCGUGUGAAUAUAGUAUUAUAGGGUUAACUUUAUAUUUAUAGGGAUAUUCUAACUUGUUACUGGAAUGGAAAAAAAGGUAUUAAACAUGAAGCAAACAUCUCACAACCUCAUUUGAAACUCUUUCCAGCUCUUGUAGUAUUUAUAGAUUUUAUAUAAUUUAUGGAAACAUUUUAUCCUCACCAAGGUUUUGGAUCUUUAUUUUUGCACCACAAAUACUGAUACUUGAGGGAAAAAGAGAGAGGAUUUUUCAC